UGCUACACUCUCUAUUCCUUUUGUAUUUGCCAUUACAAACAAUGAAUGCUUCUUUCUUCUUCAUCCUUUCCCUCUCUAUAGUACUCCUUCCAUAUGCAGCAGCUUUAGAUGCCAUUUCCCCACCUGCAAAAUGUGGUCCAAAGGGUUUCAAAAUCAUGUCCCCUUUCAGGUUAAAAACCCAGCACCAUGGUGACCCAAGUUUUGGGCUUUUUUGCAGAAACAAUUCCACCAUCAUUCACUUCCCUUUUUAUGGCGAUUUGGUCGUCAAAUCCAUUUCUUACGGCACAAGGAAACUAGAUCUUCUUGACUCCAGAAACUGUGUUCAUGAGGUUUUUUUAAACCUCGAUCUUUCCCACACUCCAUUCCAUUACUUCUAUGUGGUUAAGAACUAUACCUACUUGAACUGUUCAGCUUCCAUUGGGAGUUCAAUCCCAGAAAUCCCUUGCUUGAGUGGCUCUCAGCAUCAUGUUUAUACUGUGGAAUCAUAUCUUGAGGUUCCAGAUUCCUGCAGGACCAUCAAAACUGUUGCCAUUCCAUUUGCUUAUAGUUCUUAUCUUUCUGAUAGUAGCUUUGGUCUGGGCCUAACUUGGGAGUUGCCUCAACGUCACGACUUUGGAUUCCAAUUUAAAAGAACCUGCUUCCAUUUACCACCAAAUUCAGUCCCAAUGAUAGUGGGGUUGAUUCUUUUAGCUACUGCUGCUGCUGUUACAAUGUUGAAGAAAAUGAAAGACCCUUUAUACCACCAAAUUGGUUUCAAACGAAGAUAAGGAAAAUCAAUUUGCAGAGACGCUACUACCACCACAAAAUAUCUCCCAACCAUCACACUAAUAAUUACCGCUUCCAAUGUUACUUUUUCCUUUUCUCGUUUUUUAGUUUUGUUUCUGAUGUUUUCCAUCUUUCUUUGCUUAU
Molecule: messenger RNA, 909 nt
Organism: Hibiscus syriacus
Lineage: Eukaryota; Viridiplantae; Streptophyta; Magnoliopsida; Malvales; Malvaceae
Product: putative RING-H2 finger protein ATL21A
Exons: 2
Coding region: 42-767 (241 amino acids)
Molecular function (GO): polysaccharide binding
Source: RefSeq, a predicted model, not a curated record